This is a messenger RNA of Alternaria metachromatica, 777 nucleotides long. RefSeq lists its product as uncharacterized. The record is from RefSeq and is a predicted model, not a curated record. The transcript has a single exon. Gene Ontology annotation, molecular function: ATP binding; ATP-dependent chromatin remodeler activity. NCBI's taxonomy places the organism in Eukaryota, Fungi, Ascomycota, Dothideomycetes, Pleosporales, Pleosporaceae. Bases 1 to 777 code for a protein of 258 amino acids.
AUGCAUCCGCAAGUGCGACGAGACGAGGCAAGCCGGGAUACCAAUCAGCUGAAAAUCAACUGUGACGUCUAUAACUACGGCGAGGAAGCUGGUACUCGCAAGGAGCGACUCCUCUUCGACAAAAGGCACAGCGUACACACGGGGGCUCGUGCGGGACACACAGUUGUGGUGGCAAGCUACAGCCAGCUGCAAAACCUAAAGGAUACCGAGAGUGCGCGUGAGCAGCGGCACAAGCUUUUCCUCCGCAUCAUUCUUGACGAAGCUCAACGUAUCCGUAGAUGCGAUCGGACCCGCCAAGGCAAGAUUCUCAUGUCAUUCGAUGCACAUUUCAAGGCCGUCUUCACAGGAUCUCCUGUGGUAAACACUAUACUGGACUUCGAUGGGUACUUGACGUUCCUAGAGUUCGUCGGAUGGGGAUGGGUCGCCGAUUUGAACUCAACCCACAGCACCGACGAGGUUCGAAAAUCACGGUACGACAAGUUCAAGGAAGGCCUGGCUACCGGUGUCAACAACCGCUCCGAGCCCCUCGAAGAUUGGCACAGCGACUGCAGCUCGGUUGAAGGGCUAGAUACUCAAGAUAUCAAAGAGUCAAUCGAAGAAGGGUGGCAGUGCUCCCACUGGCCUGCACUCGUAAGGUACAACGGUGAUCGACCACAAAGCCUGGAUCGCAAAGACAGGAAGAAAAUAGACGGCAAGACUAUCGUGAAAGAUGUUUCACCUCCGAUUCAGGGGAACUCCAACGAUAUGUACUAUCCCAGGAAUAGUAUCGAGUACUAG